Lepus europaeus (European hare) is the source of this 849-nucleotide messenger RNA. Its product is annotated as short stature homeobox protein-like. The coding region runs from base 1 to 849 and encodes 282 amino acids. Gene Ontology annotation, biological process: regulation of transcription by RNA polymerase II. The record is from RefSeq and is a predicted model, not a curated record. The transcript has 5 exons. Gene Ontology annotation, molecular function: DNA-binding transcription factor activity, RNA polymerase II-specific; sequence-specific double-stranded DNA binding. NCBI's taxonomy places the organism in Eukaryota, Metazoa, Chordata, Mammalia, Lagomorpha, Leporidae. Gene Ontology annotation, cellular component: nucleus.
AUGGAACAACUCACCGCCUUCGUGUCCCAAUCUUUCGAUCGCCCCAGUCCCUCGGGUGGGGAAGGUGCGGAUGGCGGACCCAAGCGGGACCCGCUCAGCUUCCGCCAAGUUCUGGAGCCUGGCCUGGCGGACCGCAGCGACGACGGCGGCACCGGACGCUGCACGCUGCGGCUGUUCAAGGACCCGGCGGACGACGACGGACACAAGGACCGAAGCCGGGACCCUGGCGCGACCAGGGGCGCCCCCGAAGGCGCCCUGAAGGCCGAAGAGGAGGAGGAGGAGGAAGGCGGCGGGGGCGGGGCCCGGCUGAAGCCGCGGCGAAGCCGCACGAACUUCUCACUGGAGCAGCUGCAGGCGCUGGAGCGGCUGUUCGAAGAGACGCACUAUCCAGACGCGUUCAUGCGCGAGGAGCUCAGCCAGCGCUUGGGGCUCUCGGAGGCCCGCGUCCAGGUCUGGUUUCAGAACCGCAGAGCCAAGUGCCGGAAGCAGGAGAACCAGAUGCACAAAGGAGUGCUGCUGGGGCCUGCCAAUCACCUGGACGCUUGCCGCGUGGCUCCAUACGUCAACAUGGGCGCCCUGCGCAUGCCUUUCCAACAGGUGCAAGCCCAGCUGCAGCUGGAAGGCGUGGCCGCGCACGCGCACCUGCACCCGCACCUGGCGGCGGCGGCGGCGGCGGCGGCGGCGGCGCACGCGCCCUACCUCGUGUUCCCGCCGCCGCCGCCCGCGUUCGGGCUGCCCCUCGCCGCCUCGCUCGCCGACUCCGCGGCCGCCGCGAGCAGCACCAAGAGCUCCAGCAUCGCCGACCUGCGGCUCAAGGCGCGCAAGCACGCCGAGGCCCUCGGCCUCUGA